AUGGGUCCCUGGACGGCCCUGCUGGUGGCGUACCUUCUCGGAGGCGUCACCUUUGUCCCGCUGCUUAUCGGCCUCGUCCUGCUGCACGCACACUACACGCUGCCAUUUCGGCGGGACAUGGAUGAGGUCCCGGAUGGGCACCCGGACAGCGUGGUGCAGGACGGCGACGACAUGGCCGCGCUCGACGCCCGCCGGGCCAAAGAGCGGGGUGACAAGCACAACGACGACGACGGGCGGAGCGGGCGGCGGAAAAACGACAGCGACGCGGCGUUGCACGAGCUCGAUGUCGCUGCGGGCUACUUUGCAGUGUGUAGGGAGUACACGCCCAUGGGCAUCAACGCGAAGCCGAUUGAGCGGGCCACGCCCGUCGGCACCGCCACGGUCGCGCCGCCGAGCCCAAGCGUCUACCAAACAUUCUACAGGAGCAUCUUUGACCGGAGGCCCGUACCUGGGCCGAUUGAGAAUAACAGCAUGAGUCACAGGCCGAGGAAUGCUGGCAAUGUGUUUUACGUGGUGUUGCGACACGGCCACAUUAUGCUCUUUGACGACGAGGAGCAGCUCGAGGUCCGUCACGUCAUCAGCCUCGCCCACUACGACAUUAGCAUCUACUCAGGCGGCGACGAGACCCCAGAGGGCGAGCUGUUUAUCAAGCGCAACGCCCUGCGCCUUUCGCGGCGCGACAGUCCUGAUGGCGACGAAGGCGGCCCCGUCGCGAAGCCCUUUUACCUCUUCUCCGAGAACUGCUCUGCCAAGGAGGAUUUCUACUUUGCGCUGCUCCGCAACCAGGAGCAGACGUUUCCUGGGCUCGGCCGGUGCCCGCCCAAGCCCAAGCACUAUGACACCAAGGACAUUAUCACGCUGUUGCAGCGGCUGCACUCGUCCGAGGAGACGGUUCAUUCGCGCUGGCUUAAUGCCGUGCUGGGGCGCAUCUUUCUCAGCGUCUACCGGACUAAGGAUAUCGAGAAUUUCAUCGCGACCAAGAUCACGAAGAAGAUUUCGCGCGUCAAGACGCCUUCGUACCUGACCAACAUUGCCAUUUGCAAGAUUGACACGGGUGAGGCGGCGCCGUUUCUGCACAAUCUGAAACUCAGGGAGUUUAACGUCGACGGCGAGUGCCUUGUCGAGGCGGACCUGCGGUACUCGGGCCAAUUUCGGCUGGAAAUGUCGGCGACGGCCAAGAUUGAACUCGGCGCGCGCUUCAAGGCUCGCGAGGUCAACCUAGUGCUCGCGCUGGUGCUGCGGCGCAUAGAGGGCCAUGUGCUCUUCAGGAUCAAGGCGCCGCCCAGUAAUCGCCUUUGGCUGUCGUUUCAGGCCAUGCCUAAGAUGGAGCUGGCCAUUGAGCCGAUUGUGAGCAGCCGCCAGAUUACCUACACACUCAUUCUGCGGCAGAUUGAGAACCGCAUCAAGGAGGUAUUUGCCGAGACGCUGGUGCAGCCAUUUUGGGACGACGUACCGUUUUUUAGGACAGAGCACAAGGAAUGGCGGGGGGGCAUCUUUGAAGGGGAUGAUGCGGUAGAAGGUGAAGUGACGGCGGCGGCGGCGGUGACGAUUCCCGAAGUUGAUGGGCCGGCGGAGACGGUUGUUGUGGGCGCCGACCCCGAGGAGCCGGCGAUUGUGGCGGAACAGCAGGCUUCUGUACGACCGGUGGAAAAGAGCCAAACGAUGCCGACGCUGGAGAGCCAGGCGACGUCCGCGACUGGUCUGUUUGGGCGCAAGCUCGGAACGAAUAAGCUAAGCGCAGAUAACUCACCGGCUGCUGCGUCGACGGUCAGCCUGGAUGCUAAGAGCACAGCCGCAACAACGUCGUCGUCGCGGUCCCCAAACAUCAUCAAACGCGCCAGCGUGGAACCGAUUGUCGGCACGGAACCCGCGCACGCUGACUGGUUCAAGCCCUCGACGUCGCCGCCCGACCACGCCACAAGCCUGAUUGCCGCGCUGCACUCCAAGGCCCAGCAGGAAGCGGCAGCGGCGGCAGUGGCGUCGCCAUCGUCACCCAUUGUCACGCCCAUCGGUUCGCCCAGUAAGGAUAAGCGCGUCAAGUCGAGCGGCGCCUCGUCCAUCUCCUCCAAAGAGGGAUCCAUUGAAACGACAGAGCAGCACGGCGACGGCGCGGCCGCGGCCCCCACGCGGCGCAACACGGUCUCGUCGCACGGAUCGCUCGAGAGCCAGCAGUCGCCCAAUGGCGGCGGCGCUUUCAGCCAGGCCGGCUCUCUCGGGCGCAAGUUUUUUAUGAAGCGCGAGAAUUCGAGCGCGUCUGUUUCGACAAUCGCUUCGACGACUGACACAAACGGGCCGAAACAGCAGCAGCAGCAGCAGCCGCGCAACAACACGCUCGCGGCCGUGACUAAUGUCGCCAACCAGGCCCGACAGUGGGGAUGGAAUGCCAUCCAGCGACAAAAGGACGCGCGCCGACACGGCGAGGCUGCGAGUCACGUUGACCUCAGCCAGCCGAUGGGUCGCGGGCAGCCGCUCCCGCCACCGGGCACGCCCCUGCCCGGUCCGACCAACGGCAAGACCAAGAUAGCAGCGCCAGUGCCGGUACCCAAGCGCAAGCCAGUGCCGGUGUCGGCCGAGGACAAAGAGCCAGAGAGGCCAGGGACGGGUCACUCGCAAAAGCAGGAAGAGCAAGAGCGGGAACUAAAACCGCCGCCGUUGCCGCAGAGACGACGACGAGGGGCGAGUCAGGCGAUUGCAGAGGAAAAGGAAGAGGAUAACGGCAACGCGGCGGAGAACAUUCUCGUGAUAAGUGCGCCGGAUGACUCGCAGCCGCCGACGCCGCUGGACGAUGGGACAGAAUACGAGGGGGCGCUAUUUGGUCCGGGGAACAAUGAUGAUGAAAGUAAAGGCGUAGCGGCGGCAGGGAUCCCAAGGAGACCGGUGCCGGUGCCGAUUACAGUUGUCAAAGACGUGAAGCCAGAAGCGGACAAGACGCCUGUCGUGCAACCCGCGCGAGCAUUCGACGCGCUGCCAGUAAACGAGAUGGAAACAGCCACGUUGCCUGCUAAACUUGUUGUCGAUGAUGCAGGCCUGGAGGAUCUAGAGCAAGAAGAUGGCAAACCGCUGGUUGCGAUGCCUCCAUCAACGACUCCGCCGGAACCAAACGUCGAUGACGAUGACGAUGAUGGUUUUGCGGGAUGGAUGGAUGAAGACGCGGAUGAGAGUCAGAUUCCGACGACGACGACGACAACGACAACGACGAGUCGGACAGAGGAGGCGCUGCCAAGAUCAGUGACGAGUCGGGUAUAA
Molecule: messenger RNA, 3246 nt
Organism: Beauveria bassiana ARSEF 2860
Lineage: Eukaryota; Fungi; Ascomycota; Sordariomycetes; Hypocreales; Cordycipitaceae
Product: PH domain-containing protein
Exons: 2
Coding region: 1-3246 (1081 amino acids)
Biological process (GO): phospholipid transport
Cellular component (GO): ERMES complex; endoplasmic reticulum
Molecular function (GO): lipid binding
Source: RefSeq, a predicted model, not a curated record